Molecule: messenger RNA, 912 nt
Organism: Priceomyces carsonii
Lineage: Eukaryota; Fungi; Ascomycota; Pichiomycetes; Serinales; Debaryomycetaceae
Exons: 1
Coding region: 1-912 (303 amino acids)
Biological process (GO): mitochondrion organization; lipid homeostasis
Cellular component (GO): mitochondrial outer membrane
Source: RefSeq, a predicted model, not a curated record
AUGAAACUGCCUUCUUCCUUUGAAUUGCACGAAAUAGCACCAACACCUAUAAAUUUAAGUUUAGAGGAGCAAAUUCCUUCAAGCGAAACCAACGUUUCACCUUUCUUGAAAAAAUUACUACUGUACUUGCUAAAAAUUCAAAAAUAUAGUGCCUAUACGUUUACAGGGUUUUUAGGAUUACAUUUGACAUCGGUGGUUAUUGUCCCAGGAUUGUUUGCUCCACUUUCGAUAGCCCAAGAUGUUUUCGAAAUGAGUAGAGCAGUUUAUCAAUCGGUUCCAAAUUUUGAGAAUAUAGCGAUCAUAGGAUCAAGUAUGUUGCAUGUCAUUUCGGGAAUUGGAAUCCGAUUAAUUCGAGCCAAGUUAAGACAAAAUAAGACACAUAAGAAUCCUGCUGUCAUGGAGCCUAUUAUUACUGACACAGAAAGAGAUGAUAUUGGUUUAGGUGGAAUUACAGCCUUGAUUGGAUUGGGAUAUAAGAAGUCAUGGAUAGCUACGAAGUUUCCUACUUUGACACCUUUAUCAUUUUCAGGCUACUGUUUACUACCAUUAGUGGGAUAUCAUUUCUUCAAAUUUAGAUAUUUGCCUGUAUCAAUCGAUGGUGAUUCUUCCCUAAUAAAUCUAGAGUAUAUUUCAUACUACUUAACACAUUCAUCGUUGAAAAAUCUUGGGAACAGAAUAAAUUACUUCAUGAUAGUUAUGCUUCUCUGGGUCAUGUCGUAUCAUUCAGUAAGUGGGCUUUUGAAGUAUAACAAGAAAUACAGUUUAACAGCAAAAAAAUGUGGCUAUGUUAUUAUUAAUAGUAUAACGGUGGUUGGUUUAUUGAGUCUUUCGAGAUUCAGAGGACUUACGGUUGAUUCGAGCGGAUACUUCGCAAAACAGUUUAUUAAGUACUUGAAGGCAUCUCCUAUAUAA